CCCGAGCUGCCGCGGCGCUCGGACGGGCACCGGCACCGACUGACACCGGGACUGACCCCGGGAACGGGGCUACCGGGGCCUCUCCCAGCCCUCAAUGACCCUGAACACGCAGCACGGGAGCAGGAGCCCGCUGCGGAGGAGGGCCAGCACCCCUCUGCCGCGGCCGGGGGCGCCGGGGGUCGCGCCGCGGGCCGAGCCGUCUCACCGGCAGCUCGGUCCCGCUCACCCGCAGCUCGGUCCCGCUCACCCGCAGCUCCGUCCCGCUCACCCGCAGCUCGGUCCCUCAGCGUCCGAGCCCGGCGGCAGAGCCGCGGCACCCCGGGGCAGCUGCUCCUCGGGCUCGUCGGGCUCCUCCGGGCCCUGGGACCCCCUGUACCGCGUGGUGCUGCUGGGUGACCCCGGGGUGGGCAAGAGCAGCCUGGCCACCCUCUUCGCCGGCGUCCAGGAGCGGGAUGUGCUGGAGCAGCACAGAGAGGCCGUGUACGAGCGCACAUUGUCCGUGGAUGGCCAGGAGACCACGCUGCUGCUGCUGGACACGUGGGAGCCCGAGCAGCGGGGGGAGCAGAGCUGGCGCCGUGGGCACUGUCUGCAGGUGGGCAGUGCCUAUGUCAUCGUCUACUCCGUCACCGACCGCGGCAGCUUCGAGAGCGCCUCGGAGCUGCGGAUCCAGCUGCGCCGCGCGCGCCAGCCCGAGGACGUCCCCGUCAUCCUGGUGGGCAACAAAACCGACCUGGUGCGGUGCCGAGAGGUCUCCAUCGAAGAGGGCCGCGCCUGCGCCGCCGUGUUCGACUGCAAGUUCAUCGAGACGUCGGCGGCUCUGCAGCACAACGUGGACGAGCUGUUCGAGGGGGUGGUGCGGCAGAUCCGGCUGCGCCGCGCCGGCCAGGAGUCCCACCCGCACCCUGCGCCCGGCCAGAAGCGCAAGGAGAGCCUCACCAAGAGAGCCCGGCACUUCCUCGACAGGCUGGUGGCCGGGAACAGCAGCAAAGUGGCUCUCAAAGUCCGCUCCAAGUCCUGCCAUGACCUGUCCGUGCUCUGAGAGCCUCGGCCGUCCUGUCCCACUGCUCGGGGGAUGGGGCACGACGCUGCUCUCUGCCGGCAGCGGGGCCGGCGGCUCCCUGCAGAGCCCAGACAGGGCCAGAGUGCUGCUGAGGCCGUGCAGCUGUUUCCAGCGGUGCUGAGGGAUGCUCGGGGCGCUCUGGAUGCGGCCACUUCUCCUGGAGGAGCAGGGCUGAGUCCCCUGAGCUGCAGCCACGGAGCAGGGGGUGGGACAGGCGCCUGCGCUGGGGGUGGUGGGUUCUGGGUUCCAGACUCU
This is a messenger RNA of Colius striatus (speckled mousebird), 1315 nucleotides long. It is a transcript of the gene REM1, whose product is annotated as RRAD and GEM like GTPase 1. Bases 95 to 1039 code for a protein of 314 amino acids. Gene Ontology annotation, molecular function: GTPase activity; GTP binding; calcium channel regulator activity. Gene Ontology annotation, biological process: negative regulation of high voltage-gated calcium channel activity. The transcript has 4 exons. Gene Ontology annotation, cellular component: plasma membrane. The record is from RefSeq and is a predicted model, not a curated record. Lineage: Eukaryota; Metazoa; Chordata; Aves; Coliiformes; Coliidae.